AGUGCGGACCUCUUCACUAGUAGCCUGCCGCGUAGCAGUAGGUACUGUUAUUGAUUGAAAUCAGAUUUGUUGAUAUCCGUCCAGCUGGUUUGCGUAACUAGUGUUUGUGCAGUUUGUGACAACAUGCCACUAAGGUAGGGCACGAUUUGAAUACCUAAAUAAACCGCAUAGGCACAUUCGAAAUAAAUCAGUAGUGCAUCGCAUCGCGAAUCUAGCUCUGGGUCAAUGCAGUAUGCAACUAUCCGAGAUUAUGACGGAAGCGGAAACCGGAAGGUACUAGGCAAGCAAACAAACUUACUGAUAUAGUUCGAAAGUGGUUUACAAUUUAAAGAGUGGUUAACGUUUUGCUGAAGGCAAAAAUUCGCCAAACUUUUUGAAUCAAUCUCAAGGUGAAGUGUGAACGAGUGUCGAAUAUGAAAUAUAUGUUCAUUCAAACAACUGUCGUCGAAGAACGUUCGGUAUGUUCCCCGGUGUGGGACUGUGCAUCGUUUUCAGAUAAGGAUUUGUGUGUCUCGAUAUACGUGCAUGCGUCGCGCCAGUACAGUUACCGGCAAUGUGACUGGAAUAAUUGGAGCUAAGUAUUCGAAAUUCAGUAAAUCGAUUGGUCGGGGUGGUCAGAUACGCCUUGGAGCGCUUUUAAAUGUGGCCCCCUCGGAAGGGAAAGCAGCUGAAUCGUAGUGGCGGAUCUCAAAACAAAGCCAUCGGCCGUUUGGCAAAGAAGAAAGUACCCGUAGUUAGUUAAAAUUUUCACGACCGCUACACCUGGCUGGACGAUUGUUUGUCGCCAUGUCAAUUGAAGUGACCAACAUGGCUCAGUUUAGUUGACGCGGUUCUAAGCUUGGCAGCACACCUGGCCACACCGUAUGGGGGAUGUGCCAUCAAUUAACACGAACGAAUUAGUGCAAGUGUCAUGGUUUAGCGAACAAUGUGCGUACAGCGUUGAUUUAUGUGUUGAAAUAGGUAUUUGGAUAUAAAAUGGAUUCUAGGCAUUGUACGAAUCUGCAAACAAGACUGAUAAUUCUAACAGUAUCUCUUCUUCUGGCGGGUGCUACAAACGCCAUCCCAGUUAUAAGCCGCGAGUCACGCAGUAGCUUCACUAUCGGCUCCUGCACCUGGGUAAUCGACCGACCAUGCCCGGAUGACGAUGUAAAGUUCUACCUAUAUACGCGGUCCAACCCCGAAGACCGUCAGUAUGUACACAUCGACGAAAGCUUGGAAAAGUCAAAUCUCAGCACUUCGUACUUCAAUCCGUCGCUGCAGACAAAAAUCAUCAUUCAUGGUUAUAAUGCGGACAUGUUUCUUGCGCCCUUAAUCAACAUGAAACAAGAAUACCUUGAUCGCGGUAGCUACAAUCUGUUUUAUGUCGACUGGAGUUUGUUGGGCCCUGGUCCGUGCUAUCCAUCUGCAGUACACAACACCCGCCACGUGGGAACCUGCAUUGCGCAGAUGGUGCAGCGGUUGUUGGAUUCGGGAACGAAUAACAUUCAUCUUGUUGGGUUCUCACUGGGCGCUCAGGUGACAAACUAUGUGGCCGUCAAACUUCGACCAUUCAAACUCAAACGAAUAAGUGGUCUAGAUCCGGCUAUGCCUCUAUUCAUCACGGCCGACGCAGAUGAUAAACUUGACCCCUCGGAUGCGGACUUCGUUGAUGUGAUACAUACGAAUGCUUUAGUUCAGGGAAAAAUAGAGCGAUGUGGGCAUGUCGACUUCUACAUGAACGGAGGCAUUAUUCAACCGGGUUGUUGGGCAAUUGGACAAAACCCUAUGGCAUGCAGUCAUCAUAGAGCUCCAGACUAUUUUGCGGAAUCAAUUCGUAGCCUUUCCGGCUUCUGGGGUUGGAAGUGCAAUAGUUAUAUCUAUUAUCUAUUAGGAUUCUGUCCCCACAACAACUACCAGGUGAUGGCCGGUGAAGAUUGCAUCGCUGGAACGGAGGGAAUGUACAUGGUGACAACGAAUUCCGAUUCUCCGUUUGCCAUCGGCAGGUGGACCGAUACUGUUGGUCUGCAGAAAAAAGACCAAGUGCUCAAUAAGUUUGGUCUUAAUCGGGAUCCGUUCAUAAGCGACAUAGACCAGUGGGGCAAAUUGGAUAGUAAUUUCAACAACGUGGAACAUUUCCCAACCCCGUAUUCCCAGGAUCCGAACAAUGCCAACGGUGAAGAUUGGCCUUAUUUCAAUCACAUCGGCACCAAUAAGCUGACCAAAGACUACAUUAAGAAAAUUUUAGAACAGGAUAAAAAUCGGUACGACGAUUCGGGGGCGGCAACGAAACAAGCUUCAACGCCAAGUAUCAUAAGUAAUGAUGUUGACCAGAAUAAAAAUGGCCUGAACGACCUGAGGAGGCGCCUUCAACUGAAGGAAGCUAGUAUUUCGGAACAUUACACGUUACCAAUAUUUAACACACAAUAAAACAGUCCGGG
Messenger RNA from Wyeomyia smithii (pitcher-plant mosquito), 2417 nucleotides. RefSeq names its product pancreatic lipase-related protein 2-like. Gene Ontology annotation, molecular function: lipase activity. The coding region runs from base 976 to 2406 and encodes 476 amino acids. The record is from RefSeq and is a predicted model, not a curated record. The transcript has 5 exons. Lineage: Eukaryota; Metazoa; Arthropoda; Insecta; Diptera; Culicidae. Gene Ontology annotation, biological process: lipid metabolic process.